UAUCUUGCGACGCAGUGGUUGGCUUGGCAACGGCAAUUGACGACUUUCCCCCCUUAAGAAUCUGUAAACAAGCAUUUGUUGUGUCCUGUUAUAGAAAAACCAGAAAGCCUCGGAGACUAUAACCUUUUCUGUGCGAUGAUUGAGUCCUCUUUAACUUCUUUAGGUGCGAAAGUUGUCCUCGCUGCAUCCAGCGAUGAAAAUCACCCACCAGAAAGCAUUAUCGACGGAAACACUAAAACGUUUUGGAUGUCCACUGGGAUGUUUCCUCAAGAGUUCAUCAUUCACUUCCCUGAACCUACAAACAUUGGCACUGUGACAGUGGACAGCUACAAUGUGAAGCACCUGAAAAUAGAAAAAAACACCUCACAAAAUGCUUCUCAAUUUGAGCCUGUUGCAGAGAAAGAGUUUGAAAGUACAGAGGGACAUCUUCAGUCGAAUGCUAUAACACUAAAUGGCUGCAGUGCCACCCACCUUCGUUUCAUCAUCACCGCAGGAUAUGAUCACUUUGUCUCAGUUCACAGAGUCAGUGUAAAAAAUUAACGCACAUAAUUAAAAUUAAUGUGUGUAUAACAUUUACGAGGUGUGAUCAUAAACUUAUGCAGCGAAACCCAUAAAAAUCAAAAACCAUACCUUAUUUAAAUUUGGCCUGACUUGAAUUUAAUUUUGGUUACACAUUUGGUUUAGCCUAGAUUGUACUCAGUUGGGAACUUGGAUAGCUGGAAACCCAAGAGCUGAGUAGUUAUUCCUGUUAUACUUCUUUAACAAGUCUGUGUGGUCACGAGAAUAAAAAAAAAUGGCAGACAUUAAAACAUCCACACAAACCCUCGUGCUAACCAUCUGAUGACAAAAUUUAUGUCACUGGGACCCAAGCAGACCCAAGCAGACCCUAGCGGACUCGUGGAUACAGAAUGUAUAAAGCAGAAUUUAUUUUUCAGCAGAUGUAGCGCGUUUGCAGUCUGGUGAUGGCCCAUCUACCUGUAGAGAGCUCUGUUGUCAAGUAUGUAGUACAGUCUGUAAGCCCCUCUUGCUUGUGUUGUUGUUGGUCAGUCAGCCAGCUGCGAAAAAUAGCAAAGUUGUAAAAACAGUGAAAAGUGUCCGCUGCACCGAUUGUCUGUAGUUUUUGAUCCUUAAAGUUUAUUUCAUGGUUUCUCCUGUUCCUGUUGAACUCCAACCUAUUCUAGCCCACUUCUCAACUAGUCACCACUCAGACAGUACCUCCACAUGAAAUAGGAGGAAAAGGAGUCAAAACCAGAAACAAAUAAAGUUUUUUUUCAACAAAACCAUCUUUUCAAACUGCUGCAAGAUCUCUCUCUAUAUGAUCUGUGAAUUUCUGAGCUUCUGAUAGAUCAUUAAAAUGGUGUUAAAAACCUACAAAUUGGUUCCCUCAACGCGCCAGGUUAUAAAAAUUGUCGUAUGCUUGCGUUCAGACAGUGCAAGGCAGGUGUAAAGAGGCCCUGAGAUGCCUCUGGUUAUAGAGCUCCACACUGACUGCUUGAGUGCUGGCUCAGAUCCAGAAGUGCACAAAAAGAUGACCUUCAGUCAUGGAUACUGAAAUUUGAAGUGAAAUCAGGCAUACUUUUUAUUUUCAUGGAAGUUGUGCAACGUUGUGAGCUCAUCACAUGUAUAAAAAUAAUAUGACCAUUUCUUUUUUUUCAUAAACAUAUACAGUCAGGUCCAUAAAUAUUUGGACAGAAACAACAUUUUUUCUGAUUUUGGUUCUGUAUAUUACCACAAUGAAUUUUAAAUGAAAAUACUCUGAUGCAGUUGAAGUGCAGACUUUCAGCUUUAAUUCAUUGCUUAAAAAUGUGAGAAACUAAAGUGUUUUUUAAAAACUCAAUCUCUUUGUUCCAAGUAGUUGGUCAAAUUAAAUAACUGAAAAUAAAAGAUAAAGGUUUCCUCCUUUUUAAUACUGUGCCAGUCCUUUACUGCAGCAGCUUUCAGUUGCUGUUUGUUUGUGGGCCAUUAUCCACAUCUCCAUGUGGAUCAUGUGGAUACCCUCAAAUGAAGGUGGAGAGUCUCCACAUUAUGUCCGUGUCCAUUACAGAACUAUAACUAGAAUAUGUUUCUGUAAACGGGUAAAAAAACAACGCUUGUGUCGGUGUCCAAAUAUAUAUGGACCUAACUGCAUGACUUUGUGGUAUUUCAUUUUUAAUUAAACAAUAAUAAAAAACCCACACACACAAGCAUUAUUUGACAUAGCUGGGGAACUAUGAAUCUUCUUGGGAUAUGUUCUAUAGAGAAAACAUUUGAAUGUAUUUUUAAGCCUGCCUUAUGAUUAGGACAUUUGUGUCAAUCCAUUUUCACAGUUUUUGCUUAUUUAAUGUUAUGGAUUCACUAAUGGGCCUUAUUUUAAAUCCUACAUUCGACUGUUCCUGCCUAUUUCACAAGCUGAUAAUUGGCAAAGCCUUAGAAUAAAAGAGCCGGAUGGUGAUGAAUGGUAGAAUUACUUACAAAGGAAGUUUCUCUCUCUGUGUGAGAGAUAGAAUUAAUUAAGUAAUUUUGAGCAGCAGGGGCUUAAAUUGGAAUCCAUACAGCCCGCCCACCACCCACCCCCAUCCUCACGAACAGAAUUUGACAUUGCCACAGACAUUUAUAACCAUGGGCAACCUUGCUGGGGGGUUGGGGGACCAGAUGGUUUCCCAGCCAACGAGUGAGUGUCUAAAGACUCCAGGCCUGUUCACACAAAAUAUUCAAGCCUCCUCUUCUACUUACUGUAUAUAUCCUUUAGACACACACAGUAACGCUUCCUCAUAAACACUCAUAAACCUAUCUACCUCAGCUGCCAUUUCAACUUGUCGGUAGCAAAGGCUUCAGCAGUAUGCGAGGACCCUUUGGGACUCCCUCCCCAAUUACUUUUCUGACUGCACGAGGCUUGGGGAUUUGCGGCGCCUGUGUUUGUUAUAGCUUGGUCUGCAUGCAGGGCCCUGAAUAAACCAAUAAAAAUAUGAAAUAGUUGCCUGAAUAACUGGCCUCCUGAUAGUUUAGAGCAACUAAUUGCUUAGGGGUAUAGUUCGGAUGGAGCACAUUUGAGUAUGUGAGUGUGUAAUGAGUAAUGAGGCCAAGGCAGAAACUGAUACGGUGUUAUUGACUCUUCUAUUAUUUACCAGUAUGGAAUAUUUAUUAUAUUUUUGAAAGUAAGGUUUGGACCGUGAAAUGCAGUGCUUCAGAGUCAUAGGAGAACAUUUUUCCCUCCUCGGUAGUUCAGGUGUGAAUUUUAAUUCAUGUGUUUGCUUUAAAAAUGUAACCAAAGAGCCUCGUUUUGCAUGUUGAACAGGUCUGAAAGAGCUCCUCUGUGUUAUUAAUGAAUUCAGGCCCUUUUGUGCUUGACUAUCAGCCGAUCAGAAGAAACACAGCAGGAUAUGAGUGAAUUAUUAUCAUGUCACUGCAGGGUAGGGCUAAAUUAUCACCCAGUCUACUGAUGGCUGUCUAACUGCUGUUCAGUCAUACUCAGACAUCUGCUAGACCAGAACUCUGUAUGUUCAGCUGAGUCUAUAAAAAGAGAUUGGAUCCUCCCUGAAAACCCCUGUUCAGUAGAUGAUACAGCUGACAGAGGUCGAUUUUUGUAAAAUUAUUAAAAGCCUGCAAUAAAUAUGUAUGCAUGCAAUAUAUUUUUCAGUUAAUUAUCAGUUAAAACACAUUAAAAUGGCUACGUUUCAAAAUCACAGGAAAAACAUUGCAUUUUUUAAUUGCAAUUGUGUAAAUAUAGUUGAUGUUUUGUAUGUGGUUAUUUUGAGGAAGAAAUCCGCCACCCACCCCAGCUCUGUUAUUUUCUUUCAUGACAAACCAGCGACUCUGAAUUUCUUGUUAUCUCUUCAGUGUGGUCCUCCAUUCACGUUGGUGACGAAGCCACGCGCGCCGACAAUGGGCCUUAAUUUGAUUUCAGUUUUGAUUUGGUCUCAUCAGCUCAUUUAUGACAGAAGCUGAGACACAACGAGCUGUUGUGAAAGGAAGGAAGUGGUAUCAAAAGGCCGAAAUUAGCUGAUUAGAUGGGAGAGGGAAACAAUCUUCCUAUUAUUUAAGCCCAACAGGAAUGGAGAAUGAUAGUGAAGAAUUGACACUCAUAUUUAUUUAUGAGUUUAAUUCCAGCAAUUGCUCAUCAAAUUCACCCUUAUGCAAUUCAGUUGAGAAACAUAUUAAAAGAUAGUUGUAGUAAUGAUUAAAAACAGGCAUAAUGGGAGUUGGUGCUGCUUCUUUGGGAGAUAGAAAAAGCUCUUUAAUCUGUUUUCUGGCAAAAUUAGUCUCACUAAACCGGUUUCCAAAGAAGCUGCCAGUGUGUGUAUAACAAAGAAAGAAAAAAACAGCCCACAUCUGAUGUAACGUGCUGCCGUGAUGCAAACCAGAAUGCAGUAUCGGGCUUCUCUGCAACUCCUACUGACCUUGCAGCGGCUGUCCCUUACCCCUACACCAGCCUGGGGGUGUAAAAAAGAGCUUUUGUACACUAUGCUGAUCCACCUGUCUCCAUGCUGUCAGACUGAGAAAAAGAAGAGCUGUCAGAUACAGGGCUAGCCACUGCAAGCACCUAGCGAGCAUAGUACUCCUCAGACAUCUCAACCAUGCUUAUUGAGUGGCUCCUCAGUGCCUUUGCUACGUAGCAGGGCUUCAAAAAUUACUGUCAAAACCCAGAAUCAUAUUUAAAGGAUGGAUUUUCAGUCUAAACUAUAGAUGUGUUACAUAAUAAAUAUUGGGGCAGUGGGACUUCUGCUUCAUAUUUAAAGAGUUAAUUUAACCCUUUAAAGCCAAGAAACGCAAGUUUCAAAUAGGAAACUUGCGUAACACAAGUUUUUGUGACCUUAUGAGACUUCUACAUUAUAAGUGUAUCAGAUUAAAAGUUCCAGAGAUGGUGGAUCAAUGCUUGUAAGCGCGGGAACAGGAAGAAAAACCUCUAUUUACUGGCCAUGAUCUCCAGACAUGAAUAUGGACACAGUUCUAUAAUAGAAAAUUACUACAAGGACAAAGAGCAAUUCCAAAAACCAUCACCAAUGAGCACAAUUGUGGCUUCAUCCAGAAAUGCGAGUUUAAACUCUUCCAUGGUGCCAGCCAGUCAACAUCUGUGAGACAGCGCUAAACCUUUCUGCAUGUAUUACAACAGCAUGGCUCCAUAGUAAAAGAAUACAGGGGCUAAAUUAGCCUGUCUACAAACCAGACAGUCAGACACUAAAAACAUUUGGUGCAUUAUGGAAUAAAAGCCAAUAAACCAGGCUCCCAAACUGUUGAGCAAGGAAAUUCAUUGAUCUAAAGCCUAAAUGGAAAAACUCUGUGCUUUCAACACUACAUCAGUUUGCCUCCUCAGUUUUCAAAUAGAAACAGCUUAGACAAAAGCACUAGAGUGCUGAACUUUUCUAGACAUUACACAGCAAAAAAAGCACGAGAGAACGCAGUCAGACUGAAGAUUAAACAGUCUUUUACCAGGUCCUAAUGCUUCUACGUGAGAAUCAGGCAGGUAGUAUAUGUCUGUUAAAGUCAAAGGAAGUACGCUUUUUCUCGUGAAUGCUCUAUCCAGCUGUCACCCUUGCCUAAACCAAGCGCGUCUUCAUGUCUGCUAGAUUUGAAAAAGGCCAACUCAGAACAAUGAUCAGACCUGAUUCUCCCAACAUUUUAGUUUAAUUCAGUUGAAAAUAUUUCCUUUCUGUUUUUAUUUCAAUUUCACAGCAUUGGAAACACUGAAAUAUCUUUGUAGAAGCAAAAGUUACUUUUGAAUAAUCUUGAUUUCAGGCAACCAUUUGCAACGUGUUUGAUUUGCUUUGCUAAUCAGCUAUGUUCAUACUUACCCAGGAUGAGUUAGCAAAGAUUUUUGUCCAAGAUAUGCAAGGUGCUCUGUGGCUGAUUUAUUUAUUUUUGAAAAUGGGGUUUCGAGCACCUUCGUAAAACCAUUAUCAUAGCUGCAAUGUCCACCAUCCUUUUGUUACUUUCCUUGUUUCACCAGUUUCUGUGCCAAGGCUUAGAGUAAGGCAUUUUGUAUUGAGUGCCUACUAGUUACAGCCCCCCAGCUUAGAUUCCACUUAGUCUGUCUGUCUCCAAAUCUUUCCUGGCCUGCAGGUAGAAUCAUAUAUUCUGCCUCACUGUCUGUCUAUGUUAGUGUUGAGCUUGGUGGAGUAGUUAAACUUUUGCUUCACAAACUACUUUGCCCUUGUGGGAAGUGGAAUAGCUCCAGAAUAUUAGAGCCAAAUGGCUGGGACUGUAGCUAGGAAGGAUUGUUUGCCUCCAGUGGGAGCAUCGCCAGCUUACUCUUUCGCAAAGUUAGAUGAACGGUUUAGAUAGACAUUACUGGAAAAUCACCCUUUUUUAAACUUCUAAAAUAUUUGCUUUUAUUGUAGACUAUCCAGCUCCCUUCAAUCUGUCUCCUCGCAGAGCACAAAGUAGAUGCCAACAUUUACACUUGGUGUCUGUUAGAGGUCUAUAUUGUACUUCAUUAAGUUCUGGUUACUUUUUGUGUGGCUUCCCAUUUUA
This is a messenger RNA of Oreochromis aureus, 6447 nucleotides long. It is a transcript of the gene hspb11, whose product is annotated as heat shock protein family B (small) member 11. Gene Ontology annotation, cellular component: centrosome; intraciliary transport particle B; cilium. The transcript has 5 exons. Bases 136 to 540 code for a protein of 134 amino acids. The record is from RefSeq and is a predicted model, not a curated record. NCBI's taxonomy places the organism in Eukaryota, Metazoa, Chordata, Actinopteri, Cichliformes, Cichlidae. Gene Ontology annotation, biological process: intraciliary transport.